Molecule: messenger RNA, 3726 nt
Organism: Echinococcus granulosus
Lineage: Eukaryota; Metazoa; Platyhelminthes; Cestoda; Cyclophyllidea; Taeniidae
Product: Nuclear factor 1 B-type
Exons: 16
Coding region: 1-3726 (1241 amino acids)
Biological process (GO): regulation of DNA-templated transcription
Cellular component (GO): nucleus
Molecular function (GO): DNA-binding transcription factor activity
Source: RefSeq, a predicted model, not a curated record
AUGAGUUUUAUUUAUGGACAAGACGAACCAGAUAAACCCGUAUCCUUUAUUUCGAAUAUUGGCUAUUCUCAACCUCGACUAUCAACUGUUAACGGUGGACCACAUCAGAUUAAAAUAGAAAACUACAGUAACGUCUACCAGCAAAAUACUAAGCUUUCCUCCGAGGUUGCUUGUGCUCACUCUAACUUGCAGCCCCAAUAUUCUGACUUUUCGAAAGAUGCCGAUGGGCACCAGCCCAAGCAGGAGCCACCCCUGAAAUUUGCCUCUGAACUUCUGGCGCCAUCCAUUCCUGUCUCCACUCAACCAUCUCCCCUAAUGCAAGGCUACAUCCCAGAAAUAAAUUCCUGUAUGCCCAUGCUAAUUCCCCCCACUGCUGCCAACAACAAGUCAGAUUUCCUCAAAGCGGAUGGCGUUGCUCCGCAGAAGAACGAAUACUGCUUUGCGGAUGGUUCGGUCUCACCGGGUCUUCCCCCUUCUCAACCUGCGGAUCCACCUUUUCGCAAAUAUCAGUGUCUCGAUACUACGGUCAAUUUGGCCCAAUCGGGACAGCCCUCAACGGAUGCAAAUCUAGCACCGCCACCGCCUCCUCCUCCGCAACAACAACAGCAAACACCUCCAGCGCCUCCUUCACAACCUCGAAGCGCCUUCGUGAGCCCUCCACGAACAAGUACCGUGAGUGAGGCUCUUUUUGUCCAAAUCAUCGUCUCGAGGUGCAAACGAAUCGCUCCGCUCUGGUUCCGAGGUAUCUCUUCUAUGCGUGAGAGAAAUCGCGAAGAGAAUCGGCGAACCUCUACUAAUUCCGGACAGACGCAGAACGAUUGGAGCAUUAUUGGCGGGAAAAUUCGCGAGAUGAAUCAGAUCAUGGAGACGGACACGGUGGUGAAUCUGUUGAAGAAACUACACAAGGAGCUGCCCGCAGAUUCUGUGCUAAAGUUCAUCAAGUGCUGGCUGGGCGAUCCGGAGGCUCUCAACGAUCCUGACUGCUGCGUCCUCAGCCGGCCCGACGCCAAGGGACGCAUGCGUCGCAUUGACGGUGGGAAGGGCUCCGAUAAGGUGUGGAGGCUGGACACAAUAGUGGGGAUGCUGUACCACGGACUACCGAUGUCGAGCACUGACACGAAUAUCAUGGUGCACACUUGCAGCCAGGAGCUCUGUGUGCGGCCCCAGCACAUCCGAUUCCGUGCCAGCUCCGUCGCCCUCGUCAUUGUCCUUAAGGCCCUUGCGCAGGCCGGCUACAGUAUCAUUCCACCACCACCUCGUUCUCUUCGUUCCGGUUUGCCCUCUCAACUUCACACACAGCACACAAGCGCACACGCGGUGGUGACGGAUAAUCAAAUUACCAGCUUCAUGGAGAGAUUGGUUUCUUUCCGCCUCCACCGCCACCACUACCACUACUCUGUUGUGCUGCCUGUGUGCUGCGCACAAAUGCACGAUUGCGCGCGCGUGUGUUUCAUCAUCAUCAUCAUCACCACCACCAACACCAGCAACAACAUCAUCUCUACCAGCACCACAACCAACAGUACUAUCAACAGCAGUAGUCGUGCUUGUUUACCCGACAGUAAACCCCCCUUCGUUGCCGCCUAUGCAACUUUCUAUGGCGUGGAAGCGGUGAAAAUGUGCCAGUCGGGUACUUUCCAUGAGGCUGUGAUGGCUUUUUCCAUUCCUCUGCAUCCCCACCAGACUGUACCCAGUGAAUGUCUCCCGCAGCCUUCCUCUGACGAGUCAGUGGACGUCUUUGGCCCCUUCACCAUUGAAGAGCUUCAGCAAUAUCGCAGCGAGAACCUGACGCCAGCGGGCGAGUCCGUCAGUCGAGUGCCGCUAAAUGCCUCGGACAGGGAUCUGGCCGACAGUCUGCCUCUGAUCAGGGACAUCCUCAACCGCAAUGAACUCCCCAAAACCUCCUCUACUGGUGUUCCACCAUCACAUUCGGCGCCUCCCUCCACUCCUGCCCAACCCGCCUCGGAAGGCGGCUCGCAACCGGCCCGCUUAUUGAACGGUAGUGGAGUUGUUGGAAUGGACCUUUCGGAUAGUGGUGCCAUUGACAUCAAGCCGCCCUUUUCGGCGAACCCUGGCACAAGUCUCCCAAAAUUGACGCCCUCAGCGUCGUCGCGGUUCCAGCUAACUAGCUCUUCCGCUGCCGCUGCCUCUUCGACGGGCGUGACCACGACGCCCACAGCAACAAAGCGUCGAUCGUUGAAGCGGCCCGCGCAGUCCACUUCCUCCGCCUCCUCCUCCUCCAACAGCAAUAACAAUUGCGCACCUCCCAAGAGCCUUCAGGAGCCUGUCACGGUAACUACAACCUCUGGGCAAACCGUUCCUCCUGUUCCGCCUCAGCCCUCCACACCCUCCUCCACACUUCCCGAUGCAAAUGUCUUCCUCUCUAUCAACACCGUGAAGCAACUUGGUGACCCUCAGCAGUUGCCAACACACUUCACUGCCCAACCGGCGGCAGCGCUGUUGGGAUGCAACCACCAUGCUGGCAUGCAACCACUGUACGCACCCCAGCCUAUUGGACCGCCCUCCGUGCCUCCUCCGCCACCACCCGCACCUCUUUCGGGGAAGUCGACGCCCCGACAACCUGCUAAAAAGCGACUAGAGGCACGAACUCCCACCAUUGAGGAGUUGGGUGUACCCUCCGCUUUCAAGGCCCUUCACGACACGCCAUUCACACCGGUUCUUGGUCGAAGUGGUGGUAGCAGCACCAAUUCAAGAGAUACUUCAGCUCCACCUUCAGCAGCAGUGUCGAGUACCUCGACAGGAGGACAGGGAGGAAUGGAGACGUCAGCGGCGAAGCCAGAUGACGAUGAGGACGAAGAGAUGAAGACUAUUUUUGCUGGUCCUGUUGCAGCUCGUCGUCACCAUUCAACUGUCAAUCAACCGCCCGUUAGUGGGCUCACCUACGCUGACUAUAAAAGUCUUCAUGAACGAUUGCAACAACAUGCGGUCAACGGUGUUAGUUUGGCUGGCACGGAGUCCCCUAAUUCCCUCCCCUUCAGUUUGAGUCCGAGCGGUGUGAGUGGAUUUGGAAACGAUGCUACUGAUGAUUUGCGUCAGAUGCCCUCUCUUCUCCCGGCGCCUGGUAUCUCCCCACCCCCAGCGCCCUCCCUCGCCACCCACCGCCUCACUCCAGGUGGUGGUCGACAGUCGAGACCGCUGGGCACCGCUGCAACGCCCGGCCCCGGUCUUUUCGAUCGUGAUACCCCCGGCAGUUUGCGCAACCUCGCCUCCCGGUUUCGUGACUCGCCCAUCUUCCCGACGAAUUCCGAAAUUCUCGAGGUUCUAGUGAGCCUGGCGCAGGAGUACGGCGUCCAGUCGAAUCGCGCGGGCAGCAGUUGCAGUCGUCCGCAGAGCCAGCACUAUCUUCGAAGGAGUCUCUUCCUUGGUAACGAUUCCCCCAGUCCCGCGGGUCUUCCUCUCAACAUGCUGAACACCACCACCCCCAUUACCAACUCAGCCUCUGACCUCAUGGAACAGCAGCAGCCACAGAAUCAGCACUCCCCUCCUCUCACUUUCGCUCCCUCCUCCGCCGCUGCUACAGCAGCCUUCGAUGCGCAAUCACUAUCACCGCUACCACCGCCCGACUUCAACCAAGUUGCUGCUGUUGCAACUUCGUCCGGCGGGGUGGCCUCCAGGCCGUCAGCAGCCCCGAGCCAUGCUUUGCGUCGUGCGUUCCACUCAGAGUGGGUGGGGGGCUCUGGUGAUUUAUGUCCUAAAAGUAUAGUUUAG